UUGGGGGAGUCCUUCAUUUUUGUGCCUGGAUCUGUUCUCUGCAGGAAUGUAUUCUCUCGGGCAUCAUGUCCGUCAAUGGCAAGAAAGUUCUGCACAUGGAUCGGAACUCUUACUAUGGAGGGGAAAGUGCUUCAAUUACACCCCUGGAAGAUUUAUACAAAAGAUGGCAUCGCGUGCCAGGACCAAUACUGGAGUCGAUGGGCCGAGGAAGAGACUGGAAUGUCGACCUGAUCCCCAAAUUCCUCAUGGCCUGUGGCCAACUGGUCAAGAUGCUGCUGUACACAGAGGUCACUCGGUACCUGGACUUCAAGGUGAUCGAAGGGAGCUUUGUCUACAAGGGUGGAAAGAUCUACAAAGUCCCUUCGACCGAAGCGGAAGCUCUCGCCUCUAGUUUGAUGGGCCUGUUUGAGAAAAGGCGCUUCCGGAAGUUUCUGGUCUACGUGGCCAACUUUGACGAGAACGACGCCCGCACCUUUGAAGGGGUGGAUCCCAAGAGAACCACCAUGCGUGACAUCUACAAGAAGUUUGAUCUCGGCCAGGAUGUGAUUGACUUCACGGGUCAUGCCCUAGCCCUGUACAGGACCGAUGACUACCUAGAUCAACCUUGCCAAGAAACCAUCAACAGGAUUAAACUCUAUAGCGAGUCUUUGGCCAGAUACGGCAAAAGUCCCUACCUCUAUCCUCUCUAUGGCUUGGGGGAGCUUCCCCAGGGAUUUGCCAGGUUAAGUGCCAUCUACGGAGGGACCUACAUGUUGAACAAACCCAUCGAAGAGAUUGUCAUCGAGAACGGCAAAGUGGUCGGCGUGAAAUCGGAAGGAGAGAUCGCCCGUUGCAAGCAGCUCAUCUGCGACCCCAGCUACAUCCCGGACCGCGUGAAGAAGGUGGGCGAGGUCAUCCGGGUCAUUUGCAUCCUGAACCACCCGAUCAAGAACACAAACGACGCCAACUCGUGCCAGAUCAUCAUUCCCCAGAACCAAGUGAACAGGAAGUCAGACAUCUACAUCUGCAUGAUCUCGUCCGCCCACAACGUGGCGGCCCAAGGAAAGUACAUCGCCAUCGUGAGCACGACCGUGGAGACCAGCGAGCCGGACAAGGAGAUUAAGCCUGCCAUGGACCUGCUGGAGCCCAUUGAGCAGAAGUUUGAGGGCAUCAGCGACUUGUUUUCCCCAACCGACCUGGGCAGAGAAAGCCAGGUUGGUAUGAAGGGGGGGGGGGGGGAGGGGCCCCUUCCUGGGGCAAGUGGGGAGGGGAUAAAUCCACCCCAUUUAGGCACUGACCCUUCGGUUUAAUUUGUGGUUUAACGUUUCUCAUUUUAAUGCUUCGUGUUACCAUAUUUGUCACUUUUAAUUCCCUAAAUUGUUUUGAAUGAUACUUUACGCUGCCCAGAGUCGCUCAAUAAUGAGGUGAGUAGGAAGGGAAAGGAAGGAAGGAAGGAAGGAG
Messenger RNA from Pseudonaja textilis, 1440 nucleotides. NCBI's taxonomy places the organism in Eukaryota, Metazoa, Chordata, Lepidosauria, Squamata, Elapidae. The record is from RefSeq and is a predicted model, not a curated record.